Bursaphelenchus okinawaensis is the source of this 1968-nucleotide messenger RNA. The record is from the annotation of a GenBank genome assembly. NCBI's taxonomy places the organism in Eukaryota, Metazoa, Nematoda, Chromadorea, Rhabditida, Aphelenchoididae.
AUGAAUAUAUUCGCUACGCUGGACCCGGCAGUAAAGAAAUUGCUGGGUUGGAAAUUAGGCGAUGAGGAAGAGAAAUGGGCCUUCAAAGCGGUCGAAUCAUUAGUCAAGAAGCUGCGAAAGAAGAAAACAGGGGUCGGAACGGUCGAGGACCUCGAAUUCGCUUUGUCCCAUCCCGGUGUCAGAAGCAAAUGUGUUACCAUACCACGAUCUCUUGAUGGAAGACUCCAGGUGAGGGUUUCUCGUUAUUACAUUACGAUUUUAGGAAAAUACUAACCUUUUUACUUAAAAAUACUUUGAAAUUCACAUAAAGUCUAUCAAAAACAUACUCUUCUUUUCUCAUUACUUUUUGACCGUCUAAUCCUGCCUAGUCAUAUCAAAAAAUGCCCUUUUAAUAUUUCCUUUAAAAAUUCAAAUGCUGCAAAAAUUAAAUUCAAACUUCAGGUAUCUCACCGUAAAGGUCUACCCCAUGUUAUCUACUGCAGAGUAUGGCGAUGGCCCUCCAUCCAAUCCCACCAUGAAGUCCGCCCUAUAUCUGAAUGCAGGUAUCCGUACGACAGUCGCGGAGACAACAUAUGCAUAAAUCCUUAUCACUAUCAACGAGUAGAUCAACAACCGUCAUCAUCAUCAACACUGAUGCAGUACCAAGCCCCCUCCAUGUCACAGAACUACAUUCCUCCUUUCACUUCAACUCCAAUCAGAAUCACAAACAAUCACGAGCUACACAGUAACUACGAGACGGCAGAGGCCAUGGAAGUACAGUAUCCCUCACCGUACUCGUCGUCUACCACUAUACAAUCUCCCAUCAACAGUAGCUCCAUCGCCUCUCCAUCAGCUUUAAGCGACGAUGACGACUUCACGAGCUUCCAAACUAAUGUAGACAAGAUCGCCGAAGGUCCUCACAGCUGGCACGAGCCAAACUACUGGUGUACUAUAUGUUACUACGAAUUGAAUUCUCGCGUCGGAGAGCCGUUUAAGGUAUACUUAAGCUAACAUAGAUAGUAGUAUGCUAUUAAUAUGUGAUAAUUGCCCAAAGUGAACUCUGACUUAAUCCUAAAUUACAUAUUAGGUUUCGUAGAACGCUACCUAUAAUUACACUACGUAACACUAAGCUCAGUUAAUCAAAAGACAAACAGCUAACUUAUACCUAAACUUUAGAUGGCAUGCAACAAUGUUGUAGUCGACGGCUUCACGGACCCGAGCCAAGAGGAAGGCCGCAUCUGCCUGGGGCUCCUCUCCAACGUCAACCGGAACAUAACCAUAGAGAACACGCGUCGUCACAUUGGCAAAGGUAAUUGUGUACAAGACGGUCAAACUCGUUUCAGGCGUCCGCUUCGUAUGUACAAAUAAUUGUGUUACCGUAUUCAACUUCUCCCAGUCCCCGGUAUUUGUGCAGUCCCGGAACAGUAAUUUCAAAUACAAUUUACAAUCGACAGCCGUCUGUCGCGUCCCUUCCGACUCCAACAUGGUCGUAUUCGACUAUCAGUUGUUCCUCGGAGUAAGUCGCGUAAACAAUAUCAAGCAAGUAAAUAUAGUCAGUAACACAAAGUACUAUAAUACAGAUCUGAUAACUUUCUCCUAAUGUCUUUACCUUUAAAAAAAGAAAGAAUUAGUGGAUCUACCUAGAACAACACCAUCUUAACUUAACACUAUUCAGAUGCUCGACAAAGCAAAGACCGAAGGAUACCAACAUGUUUACGAACUCCAAAAGAUGUGUUUUAUCAGAAUGUCGUUCGUUAAGGGGUGGGGAGCUGAUUACCAUCGUCAAGAUGUAACUUCUACUCCGUGUUGGACAGAAAUACAACUCCAUCAACCUUUGGCGGUAAGAACAAUAUUUACAACCACUUAAUAAAACAUAAAAAUCCUACUAACUCACAUGAAUAUCUAAAAAAAAUAUGAUUUCAGUGGAUCGACUCUGUGAUAUCUCGAAUGGACCCUCCAGAUCAGAACAACAUCACUUCUGUUUCGUGA